UUACUGAACAAGGCCACCUUUAGGAACUGUUUAGUCGCAAUGCAGCCAGCUGCUAUGAAGGCCAAUAUUCCCUCAGCGCAUGAUAUUACAACUUACAUCCACAACGCCUUCCUGGAUUUCUUUGUGCAAUUAAAGUCUGAUAUUCAGGUAAAUGAUUUUUAUUAUCAUAGUGCACUAGUACUAGCUACUGACUAA
Molecule: messenger RNA, 195 nt
Organism: Suillus paluster
Lineage: Eukaryota; Fungi; Basidiomycota; Agaricomycetes; Boletales; Suillaceae
Exons: 1
Source: RefSeq, a predicted model, not a curated record